Messenger RNA from Oncorhynchus gorbuscha (pink salmon), 6090 nucleotides. RefSeq names its product myosin heavy chain, fast skeletal muscle. Gene Ontology annotation, cellular component: myosin complex. The record is from RefSeq and is a predicted model, not a curated record. The transcript is spliced from 39 exons. Bases 92 to 5920 code for a protein of 1942 amino acids. Lineage: Eukaryota; Metazoa; Chordata; Actinopteri; Salmoniformes; Salmonidae. Gene Ontology annotation, molecular function: actin filament binding; ATP binding; cytoskeletal motor activity.
CGGGACAGACAGGGACCCAGCUAAGGUAUUCUGUUCAACGGCUGCCAGAGACCUACCUGCACUGUUGGUGUCUAACAAGUAAAGAGCCACCAUGGGGGACUCAGAGAUGCAGUGCUUUGGCGCGGCGGCCAUCUACCUCCGCAAGCCGGAAAGGGAGAGGAUCACGGCCCAGGCCGCUCCCUUUGAUGCCAAAUCAGCUUUCUUUGUGGUUGAUCCCAAAGAGAUGUACCUCAAAGGGGUUCUCCAGAGUAGAGAGGGUGGCAAAGCCACUGUCAAAACACUGUGUAACAAAACCAUCACUGUAAAAGAGGAUGAUAUCCACCCCAUGAACCCUCCAAAGUACGAUAAAAUUGAGGACAUGGCCAUGAUGACCCACCUCAAUGAGGCCACGGUGUUGUAUAACCUCAAAGAGCGUUACGCAGCAUGGAUGAUCUACACCUACUCUGGGCUGUUCUGCGUCACUGUGAACCCCUACAAGUGGCUCCCUGUGUACGACCAGUCGGUUGUGAAUGCUUACAGAGGCAAAAAGAGAAUUGAAGCCCCACCCCACAUCUUCUCCAUCUCUGAUAAUGCCUAUCAGCACAUGCUCACUGAUCGUGAAAACCAGUCAAUCCUCAUUACCGGAGAAUCCGGUGCAGGAAAGACUGUGAACACCAAACGUGUCAUCCAGUACUUUGCGACAAUCGCAGUGGCUGGAGGCAAGAAGGAACAAGCAGCAGCUGCUGCUUCUGGGAAAAUAAAGGGCUCGCUGGAGGAUCAAAUCAUUGCAGCUAACCCUCUGCUGGAGGCUUAUGGUAAUGCCAAGACUGUGAGGAAUGACAACUCCUCCCGUUUUGGUAAAUUCAUCAGAAUCCAUUUCGGAACUACCGGAAAGCUGGCUUCAGCCGAUAUUGAAACUUAUCUGCUGGAGAAGUCUAGAGUGACGUUCCAGCUGUCUGCUGAGAGAAGCUACCACAUCUUCUAUCAGCUCAUGACUGGACACCAGCCACAAUUGCUGGAUGCUCUUCUGAUCACCACCAACCCCUACGACUAUCCCAUGCUCAGUCAGGGUGAAAUCACCGUCAAGAGUAUCUGUGAUGUGGACGAGUUCAUUGCCACUGACGAGGCCAUUGACAUUUUGGGCUUCACUGCUGAUGAGAAGAUUGGCAUCUUCAAGCUGACUGGUUCUGUGAUGCAUCAUGGGGCAAUGAAGUUCAAGCAGAAGCAGCGUGAGGAGCAGGCCGAGCCUGAUGGCACAGAAGUGGCUGAUAAAAUCUCCUACCUCAUGGGCCUGAACUCCGCUGACUUGCUCAAAGCUCUGUGCUACCCCAGAGUGAAGGUCGGGAAUGAGAUGGUGACCAAAGGGCAGACUGUACCACAGGUUGGCAACUCGGUUAUGGCCCUCUGUAAAUCAGUCUAUGAGAAAAUGUUCUUGUGGAUGGUCGUCCGUAUCAAUGAGAUGUUAGACACAAAGCAGGCCAGACAAUUCUUCAUUGGUGUGCUGGACAUCGCUGGAUUUGAGAUCUUUGAUUACAACAGCUUGGAGCAGCUUUGCAUCAACUUCACCAAUGAGAAACUGCAACAGUUUUUCAACCACCACAUGUUCGUACUGGAACAAGAGGAGUACAAGAAAGAGGGAAUUGAAUGGGCGUUCAUUGACUUUGGUAUGGACUUGGCUGCCUGCAUUGAGCUUAUUGAGAAGCCAAUGGGCAUCUUCUCCAUCCUUGAAGAGGAGUGCAUGUUCCCCAAAGCUUCUGACACUACCUUCAAGACCAAGCUGAAUGAACAGCAUCUUGGCAAAACUGCCGCCUUCCAAAAGCCAAAGCCUACCAAAGGAAAGGAGGCAGGGAAGGAAGCCCACUUUGCCCUUGUGCACUAUGCUGGUAUUGUAGAAUACAGUAUCACAGGCUGGCUGGACAAGAACAAGGACCCCCUGAACGACUCUGUUGUGCAACUCUACCAGAAGUCUACAGUCAAACUGCUGGCUUAUCUCUAUGUAACUCCAGCAGCCGAUGAGGCUGCAAGCAAGAAGGGUGGCGCCAAGAAGAAGGGUGGCUCCUUCCAGACAGUGUCUGCUCUGUUCAGGGAAAACUUGGGCAAGCUGAUGACCAACUUGAGGAGCACUCAUCCGCACUUUGUGCGAUGUUUGAUUCCCAAUGAAUCAAAGACACCAGGUCUGAUGGAAAACUUCCUGGUCAUCCACCAGCUGAGGUGUAAUGGUGUACUGGAAGGUAUAAGAAUCUGCAGAAAGGGCUUCCCCAGCAGAAUCCAGUAUGGUGACUUCAAGCAGAGAUACAAAGUAUUGAAUGCCAAAGUCAUCCCUGAGGGACAGUUCAUGGACAACAAGAAGGCUUCAGAGAAGCUCUUGGGGUCCAUUGAUGUGGACCACACUCAGUACAAGUUUGGGCACACCAAGGUGUUCUUCAAAGCUGGUCUGUUGGGUACUCUAGAAGAGAUGCGAGAUGAGAAACUGGCUUCUCUGGUGACCAUGACUCAGGCCCUGUGCAGAGGUUUCCUCAUGAGGAGGGAGUAUAUGAAGAUGAUCGAGAGGAGAGAGUCUACUUUCGCCAUUCAAUACAACAUCCGCUCCUUCAUGAACGUCAAAACCUGGCCAUGGAUGAAGCUGUACUUCAAGAUCAAGCCUCUUCUAAAGAGUGCUGAAACUGAGAAGGAGAUGGCCCAAAUGAAGGAGACCUUUGAAAAAACAAAGGAGGAUCUGACAAAGGCAUUGUCCAAGAAGAAAGAGCUUGAAGAGAAGAUGGUUGCUAUACUGAAUGAAAGAAAUGCCUUGGCGUUACAAGUAGCAUCUGAAGGUGAGAGCCUCAAUGAUGCCGAGGAAAGGUGUGAGGGACUCAUUAAGAGUAAGAUCCAGCUUGAAGCCAAACUCAAAGAGACAACUGAAAGGCUGGAGGAUGAGGAGGAGCUCAAUGCUGAGGUGACUGCCAAGAAAAGGAAACUGGAGGACGAGUGCUCUGAGCUAAAGAAAGACAUUGAUGACUUGGAGCUCACCUUGGCCAAAGUAGAGAAGGAGAAACAUGCCACCGAAAACAAGGUUAAAAACCUAGUGGAGGAGAUGGCCUCCCAAGAUGAAACCAUUGUCAAGUUGACCAAGGAGAAGAAAGCCCUCCAAGAGGCGCAUCAGCAAGUCCUUGAUGAUCUCCAGGCUGAGGAAGACAAAGUCAACACUCUGACCAAAGCCAAGACCAAGCUUGAACAGCAAGUGGAUGAUCUGGAAGGAUCUCUGGAGCAAGAGAAGAAAGUCCGCAUGGACCUUGAGAGAGCCAAAAGGAAGCUUGAAGGAGAUCUGAAACUGUCCCAGGAAUCCGUAAUGGAUCUGGAAAAUGACAGGCAACAGUCAGAGGAGAAGAUUAAGAAGAAGGACUUUGAGUUAAGCCAGUUUCUUAACAAGGUUGAGGAUGAACAGACACUUGGUCUUCAGCUCCAGAAGAAGAUCAAGGAGCUCCAGGCUCGGGUUGAGGAGCUGGAGGAGGAGAUUGAGGCUGAACGUGCUGCUCGGGCCAAGGUUGAGAAGCAGAGGUCUGAUCUCUCCAGGGAACUUGAGGAGAUCAGUGAGAGGCUUGAAGAAGCUGGAGGUGCAACAUCUGUCCAGAUUGAGAUGAGCAAGAAGCGUGAGGCUGAGUUCCAGAAGCUGCGUCGCGAUCUUGAAGAGUCCACCCUGCAGCAUGAGGCCACGGCUGCUGCACUCCGUAGGAAGCAGGCCGACACUGUGGCAGAACUGGGAGAACAAAUAGACAACCUCCAGCGUGUCAAGCAGAAGCUGGAGAAGGAGAAGAGUGAAUUCAAAAUGGAGAUUGAUGACCUCUCCAGCAACCUGGAGUCUGUUUCCAAAUCAAAGGGAAACUAUGAGAAAAUGUGCCGCUCUCUUGAGGAUCAAAUGAGUGAGCUCAAAUCCAAGAAUGAUGAACAUGUGCGCCAAUUGAAUGACAUAGGUGUGCUAAGGGCAAGACUGCUGACAGAGAAUGGUGAAUACGGGCGUCAGCUGGAGGAAAAAGAAGCUCUGGUUUCCCAGUUGACCAGGGGCAAGCAAGCUUUCACACAGCAGGUUGAGGAACUCAAGAGGCACAUCGAGGAAGAAGUGAAAUCCAAGAAUGCCUUGGCCCAUUCUGUUCAAUCAGCCCGCCAUGACUGUGACCUGCUCAGGGAGCAGUAUGAAGAGGAGCAGGAGGCCAAAGCUGAGCUGCAGCGUGGAUUGUCCAAAGCCAACGGCGAGGUGGCUCAGUGGAGAACAAAAUAUGAGACUGAUGCCAUUCAGCGCACUGAGGAGCUUGAGGAUGCCAAGAAAAAGCUUGCACAGCGUCUGCAAGACGCACAAGAGACAAUUGAGGCAACAAACUCCAAGUGUGCUUCUCUGGAAAAGACCAAGCAGAGACUGCUGGGUGAAGUGGAGGAUCUCAUGAUUGAUGUGGAGAGAGCUAAUGCUUCAGCUGCCCAACUUGACAAGAAGCAGAGGAACUUUGACAAGGUUCUGGCAGAGUGGAAGCAGAAGUAUGAGGAGGGCCAGGCAGAGCUAGAGGGGUCUCUGAAAGAGGCCCGCUCUCUCAGCACCGAGCUGUUCAAGAUGAAGAACUCCUAUGAAGAAUGUAUGGACCACCUGGAGACACUGAAGAGGGAGAACAAGAACCUGCAACAGGAAAUCGCUGACCUGACUGAACAUAUUGGAGAGUCUGGAAAGACCAUCCAUGAGCUGGAGAAGGGAAAGAAGACAGUGGAGCUUGAGAAGUCUGAAUUUCAGACGGCCCUGGAGGAAGCAGAGGCUACGCUGGAGCAUGAGGAAUCCAAGAUUCUCCAUGUUCAGCUAGAGCUAACCCAGGUUAAAAGUGAAGUUGACAGGAAGCUGGCAGAGAAGGAUGAGGAGACAGAGCAGAUCAAGAGGAACAGCCAGAGGAUGAUGGACUCCAUGCAGAGCACUCUGGACACUGAGAUCAGGAGCAGGAAUGAUGCCCUGAGAAUCAAAAAGAAGAUGGAGGGAGACCUCAAUGAGAUGGAGAUUCAGUUGAGCCAUGCCAACCGCCAGGCUGCUGAAAGCCAAAAACAGCUGAGGAACAUCCAGGGAGCACUCAAGGAUGCCCAAUUGCACCUUGAUGAUGCUGUCCGCGCCUCAGAUGACAUGAAGGAGCAAGUAGCCAUAGUGGAGCGUAGGAAUAACUUGAUGAUGGCUGAGAUUGAAGAACUGAGGGCUGCCCUGGAGCAGACAGAGAGAGGCCGCAAAGUAGCCGAACAGGAGCUGGUUGAUGCCAGUGAGCGUGUUGGACUGCUGCACUCUCAGAAUACCAGCCUUAUAAACACCAAGAAGAAGCUGGAAGUUGACCUUACUCAGAUCCAAGGUGAAAUGGAAGACACUGUCCAGGAAGCAAGAAAUGCAGACGAGAAGGCCAAGAAGGCUAUUACUGAUGCUGCCAUGAUGGCUGAGGAGCUGAAGAAGGAGCAGGACACCAGCUCUCACCUGGAGAGGAUGAAGAAGAACCUGGAGGUCACAGUGAAGGACCUGCAGCACCGUCUGGAUGAGGCUGAGAAUCUGGCCAUGAAGGGCGGAAAGAAGCAACUCCAGAAACUGGAGGCUAGGGUCCGUGAAUUGGAGUGUGAAGUUGAUGCUGAACAGAGACGUUCAGCUGAUGCUAUUAAAGGUGUUCGCAAAUACGAGAGGAGAGUCAAGGAGCUCAGCUACCAGACUGAGGAGGAUAAGAAGAAUGCGAACAGGCUCCAGGAUCUGGUGGACAAGCUGCAGCUGAAAGUGAAAGCCUACAAGAGACAGUCUGAGGAGGCUGAAGAGCAGUCAAACACUCACCUGUCCAGGUACAGGAAGGUGCAGCAUGAGCUGGAGGAAGCUCAAGAGCGUGCCGACAUCGCUGAGUCACAGGUCAGCAAGAUGAGAGCCAAGAGCCGUGAAAUUGGCGGCAAGUCCAAGGAUACAAUGGAGUGAUCAGCUUUGGAGGAAUGGAGGAAACGAGACAUUCACAAGCAACCAUACAAUAUGAAUUUCUUGUGAAAUGUUUACAUAUUGUAACUAGUAGGCCUACCCUAUGUGUGAACAAUGGCACAUUGGGUGUGAACACUGCAUGCAGCAGUCAAUAAAAAUAGCUUGUUAUCAUC